Molecule: messenger RNA, 1099 nt
Organism: Tachyglossus aculeatus (Australian echidna)
Lineage: Eukaryota; Metazoa; Chordata; Mammalia; Monotremata; Tachyglossidae
Gene: CCK
Product: cholecystokinin
Exons: 3
Coding region: 135-485 (116 amino acids)
Biological process (GO): digestion
Cellular component (GO): axon; extracellular region
Molecular function (GO): neuropeptide hormone activity
Source: RefSeq, a predicted model, not a curated record
AAAUAGAUGACAGUACUACAAAGCCACGAGCUGGAGUAUUUAAGAGGCAGCAUUUCAAAGCCAUCAUAACAUAUCUAACCUGGACCCAGGGCUGUCUGAGUUGACACAGGAACGUGCUCCACUAAUUUAAAGCAAUGUACAGUGGCAUCUGCAUCUUUGUGGUCCUGGCUGUCCUCUCAGCAAAUUCCUUCGGACAGCAGACUCCCGAGUUCAGUCAUGGUAACCCAGCAGCGGAGGAACUGGAGCAGAGUCUGACAGAAUACCACCGCCAUGCCCGGGCUCCACUCUCAGCCAGCCAAAGAGUCAAUCCUCAGGUCUUGUUGGCCAGAUUUAUCCAGCAAGCCAGGAAAGGGUCUUCUGAGAGAAAGCCAGUCUUCAAAAAGCCCAAGAAGAUGGAUCCCACUCAGAGGAUAACUGACAGGGACUACUUAGGCUGGAUGGAUUUUGGGCGCCGCAGUGCAGAGGAAUAUGAUUACUCCUCCUAAAAGCGCCAGGCCCUCCCCAAGUGGGCCAGCAAAUUGUGGUUCGUCGAGAAGGAAAAAACAAUUAAAAAUAAUUUUUGUCGUCUCUGCAGAUUUGGUGUUCUAAAAUUGUAUUUAGGAAAUUCUUGGUGUGAAAAUCCGUCCCUGAAACUAACCGGUGCAGAUGUAGGGGUUUCCAAAAUAUGUUUAAAAAAUGUUUCCUGACUUCUGUUUUCUGAUUCUGCCCUGCUGAUCCGAUAUUAAAAUGAUUUCACUUCUCUGUCUUGUCCUGUAGCCAGUGGAUGUUUCACAACAAAUUGCAGCAGGUCACUUUCCCUGAACAUUCCUGCCAGCGAGUGUUAGUGCUCGAAGAUGACAUAGAGAGGUUCCCACUCCGGCAAAGAGCCAGAAAGACUGAAAACCCCAAGCCUGUACUUGUCUCAUUUGGUUACUGGGGAAUUAGAAGUCAUUAAGCUUCAACUCUCCGCAGACUGCUCUGCUUCUCAUGAAGUUUGAGUGCUUUAAGUACUCUUACCAUUUGCUUGGCUCUUUAUUCCCCCUUCCUUUUCCGUGGUGACCUUAUAUGUGACCAUUCUGCUAACUGCUACAAUUCAUGGAAUAAAUGGAAUGUUCCCUGC